UAAUGGAAAUAUUACACUUGGCAUUACUAAUUGUAAUUUCUAUUAUUUGCUUUAAAAUUGGUUAAGGAGUGGGACAAAAAGAAGUUGAAAAGCAAUAAUCACAAUAUAUCUAGGUAGAUAAUAGUUUAAAAUUAAUUAGUUGCAAGAGAAUGAAUAAUUAAUUGAAGAAAUUGAUGAAGAUUUUAUAAAAUAAGUAGAGCAAUAAGAAUAAGAUUUAAAAGAAGCAAUUAAGAAGUUCAAUGAGAUUAAUCAAAGAGAUAAGUAGUUAUAGAAAUAAUUGAAUGAUUUAAAAAAUGCAUAAACGAAUAAUGCUAAACCCAAGGUUCAAUAACAUGGUAGUUAAUUUAAUGAAAUAUUUAGAAUUAUUAAGUGAUAAGGAUUUUGAUAAUUUAUUAGAUGAAGGUUUUGUUGUAGACUAGGAAAUCAAUGAAACAUAAUUAGAUUAAGAUUUAAUUGAAGCUAGUAAAUGA
Messenger RNA from Paramecium pentaurelia, 470 nucleotides. Lineage: Eukaryota; Ciliophora; Oligohymenophorea; Peniculida; Parameciidae. The record is from the annotation of a GenBank genome assembly.